This is a messenger RNA of Arctia plantaginis, 1104 nucleotides long. The record is from the annotation of a GenBank genome assembly. NCBI's taxonomy places the organism in Eukaryota, Metazoa, Arthropoda, Insecta, Lepidoptera, Erebidae.
AUGUUAACCAGACUCAAAUUCCGGCAGGAUUUCCGGGUUAUAGGUAGAUUUCUAUCUGACAAACCUUCAGAUAGUGAUGGAAAGUUUAAUGAUGCUAAACCAAAGGAGUCUGACCCUCCAAAGAAAUCAUCAGAGUCUUCAAAGGAAAAAAUUCAACAGCUUCUGAAGCUCAUGAUGGCUGAGCCAAAGAUCAAAGAGAGUGAUUACAAAGACAAGUUUGCAACUGCACCGAAUAUACCAAGAAGACGCAAGCAAAAAGAUGAAAUAGAAAUCAAAACAGAAAAAAUAGAGGAAAGCUUGACAAAGGCAGCUGGUGAUGUUGCCCAAGCUAUUGGUGGUGAUGUGAAACAGACUGAAGCCGAGCUGUUGUCCAGGGUGCUCGGCAAAAUUAAUCAGUCUUCAACAAAUCUCAGUGACUUGCUUAUUGGCAUGAAAGUGGAUCGUUCUCAAGAACAGGAUGAUUUAACAAAGCAGGAAACCAGAGGGCAGCAAGUUAAACGUCUUGUCAGUAAGACGAAGCAAGAUGUCCAGCAGACUCGGUUUAUACAGCGGAAAGAUAGACAGCCUUCAGAACAACGCCCCAAUCGGGGAGAGUUCAAAAGAAGUGUAUCAGCAAAAUCUCCUGCAUUGACCACUGUGGAUAUAUUCAGUGGACAGCCAUUGGGGAUUUUUACAAAACAAGAGCCUAACUAUGGCACGAAGCUAGACGUCUGGGAGAACUUGAAACAACGUGAAUUGACUCUGGCAACUGCUCAGCCUCCCGCUAACUAUUUCCAGAAAAUGAUCUUGUGGACUGAACAAGGGAAAGUCUGGAAGUUUCCUAUCGAUAAUGAACAAGGUUUGGAGUCUGAAAAAGACGUUCACUUCUCUGAGCAUGUGUUUCUGGACACUCAUUUAGAAGGAUGGUGUCCGAAAAAGGGUCCUAUUAGACAUUUCAUGGAAUUGGUCUGCGUUGGUCUGUCUAAAAACCCUUUUUACACAAUCCAGGAAAAGAAAGAACAUAUAAUGUGGUACAAAGAGUAUUUCGAAUCUAAGAAGGAUUUACUCAGUGAAGUCGGCGCUUGGAAUGUAAAACCGGCUAGUACUGAAGCCACACAAAAUUAA